AUGGCACCCAGAGUGACAGCUUCUGACCGGCUCCUCACCGCCAGGGUUUUCUUCGAAGGGGCCCCUCCCGAGGACGUCACCCGAGUACUGGAGGGUGCCCGGUCCUGCAAGGUCUCAUUCUGCCUCCGUCGUCGGACGCCCAGCACCCGCAGCCCCCUUGGCGGCACCAGCACCGGCAGCGAGGGACAGCAGGGGAAGGUAGCCAGGCUGAGCAUCCCGAUCCUGACACCCUCCAAGAAGCCACCGCUGGCACCCAGCACGGUGAGCGCAGCACCCACCAGCGCCGUGGCCGUGGAGUUUGCCUUUCCCAAGCUCCCCAAGCUGCUGAAGAGCCAAAGCGGUGCCGAUUCGCUCAGCCUGGAGCUGGAGCCCACAGCACCACUGCCAGCAGUAGAAAUUGCCACCCCGGCACAGCUCGCCAGGGACACGCCAGCAACUGGAGCCAAACCCAAACCCCCCAAAUUCACCUUGCCACGGUUUGGGUUGUCCCUCACCAAGCUCAAAAUGGGUGGCAAUGGCAACAGGUAUCCCGUGGCAUCCCGUGGCGCAGCCGUGCCAGCGCCGCCCGGCAUCGCCGUCACUGGUCCCACGGUGGCCUUAGACCUGGCUUUGGGGACGGCUGGUGCUGGUGGUACUGGGGUCAAGCUGAAGGUCCCCAAAUUAUCCCUGGCACCUUUUGGUGUCAAGGAUGGGGACAAGGGUGCUGGUGGUGAGGAGGGUCCCCGGGAUGGCGGCAUCACAAUGAAGCUGCCACAGUUUGGAAUCAGUGGGUCAGGGGGGGAUGAUGGGAGGUCGGUGGAAACGGGGUCACCCAGGACCCCCCGGCUUCGGGUACCACGGGUGGGCAUCGCCCUGCCAGCGACGGGCAGCUGGUACACGCCAUCAUUGCCUAAACUCCCUGUCAGGCCAGAGCUGGGCGGGGGGGUGAAGCUGCCAAAAUUUGGGGGAUCCAGCCCCGAUAUCCGCACUGGGGGGGACACCAAAAUGAUAAGACGCGGGGGAAGCGCCGAGAGCUUGAACAUUGGCGUGGCAGGAAGGAAGAUGCAUGAGCCCAGCGUGAUCCAAUUGAAGCUGAAAACCAGGGGGCUGAUGGAUGAUGGGGGGCCACAGCCAUUGACCCCCUGGUUCACUGUCCCUGCCGUGGGUUUUGCCAUACCAGUAAAACAACCAGAGGCUCCAGUAAGCCAGAAGAUGCCGAAACCCACCGGCAUGCCGGCAUUGAAGGUGCCGGUGCUGGAGUUGGCACCACCAGGGAUGGAUGGCAUGGAGGAAACCACCAGGAAGGAUACGGCACCAGGACGCCGGUCUAGGGUCAAAUUGCCAAAAUUUGGUGCAGGUUUUUCCAGAAGUGGGUUAGAAGGUGAAGGGAGGAUGAGGAUGGGUGGCGUGAAGGAGACAGUGUUGGUGAAGCCAAAGGAGAAAGGAGAAAACAACCAGGUGGUGGACACCCUUCCCCACGUCAACGGGGAAGCAGAGGGCAAGGCCCGGCGACGGCGAUGGGUGCCCAGGGUGGGCUUCUCCCCCGAGGGGUCCCCGCCAGAGCCCCCCAUCACCCAACCCAAGGAGGGGAAGAUGCGGUUACCUGGUGUUGAGCUCUCCCGCAGAGACCCCGAACUCAACCAGCUGUCAGCGAUGACAGAAGUCACCUCACGCUUCACUUUGGGAGGGUUUAGGGGUGAGGGGACCCCUAAAUUUCAACUGCCUAAGCUGACGCUAAGCCCCCAACCCUGCAGUGAGCGGUGA
Messenger RNA from Opisthocomus hoazin, 1743 nucleotides. NCBI's taxonomy places the organism in Eukaryota, Metazoa, Chordata, Aves, Opisthocomiformes, Opisthocomidae. The record is from RefSeq and is a predicted model, not a curated record.